Molecule: messenger RNA, 798 nt
Organism: Parastagonospora nodorum SN15
Lineage: Eukaryota; Fungi; Ascomycota; Dothideomycetes; Pleosporales; Phaeosphaeriaceae
Exons: 3
Coding region: 1-798 (265 amino acids)
Source: RefSeq, a predicted model, not a curated record
AUGGUUUGGAGAUACAGCGAUCGCAGGCUGUUGCUUGACAUCAGCGACGAGGCUGUCUGUUCAGAUGACCCGGAAGUCUUCAGCGAUGUCAUCGGCAACCUGCAAGUUAUCUCCGCCGAGCUGACACAAUACUGGGAAUCACUGCCCUCCCAGCUCCGCUACGACAUGUACACCGACGUCUCCUGGAAUGCUCUCGACGCCAACAUAACCCCCAUCCUCCACGCUUCCUACCUCGAGUACAUGCAUAUGCACUUUCAGAUCCAACGUAUGCUGCACCGCCACCGCCCCCAAGCCCUCCCCGAUCUCCUCGCCGUCUCCCUCAAACUCCUCGCCACUUCCCUCGCCUGGCCCAAAGCACGAACCGGUACGCACAAAUCCCGCGGCCGCUUCACUACCGUUUACCAUAUCUUCUGCUACCCAGCUGCCGGCCUUCUCGCGCUUGAACUCCGUCGCUGUACAAUCGAGGGCACAUCGCUCCCUAGUACUGUCUCGCGCGCUGAUGUCAUCCGCAAUCUAUCCGUCUUGACGUCGUGCCUGGAGUGGAUUGUCCUGCCGAGCGACGCAAACCACAAGCUUUGUAAUGAGCUGAACAAGAUGCUCGCCAUGAUUCUGGACGAAGUACUUAAUUACCAGCCGCCUGUGCCCAAUGAUGUUGAUGCAAUGAUGGGCUCGGUCAACGCGCCUGGUUUCUUCGAUAUGCCAAUGAUUGAGGGCUUGGAGCCGAUUCCGACGGAGGCGGAGGACUUUUUGAAUUGGUUGGAUCAUGCGACGUGGAGUAAUAACGUUACUUUGUUCUGA